Messenger RNA from Penaeus chinensis, 2466 nucleotides. RefSeq lists its product as uncharacterized. The record is from RefSeq and is a predicted model, not a curated record. The coding region runs from base 1 to 2466 and encodes 821 amino acids. The transcript has 8 exons. Lineage: Eukaryota; Metazoa; Arthropoda; Malacostraca; Decapoda; Penaeidae.
AUGGUGUUUCUCUCUGUAUGUGCGUUGGAUUCUGCCUGCGUCUACGUGUGUGAAGGACUCAUAUUCCGCCUGAAAGUGAAAGGCAAGGAACCUGCUAAAGGCUUCAUGUCAGUCCCAGUCUUGGAGGACGAGAGCUCGCAAGAUCUCCAAGAUCAAGAGGAAGAUGGAGCGCCCGAACUGUGCCGAUUCAAUGGACUCAGCUGUAAAGGAAUUGGAGAUUCUUUGUCUCAUAUAAAACUCUACGGGCAUCCAACUCACAUUUCAUUACAAUUCGAUAACGACCUGGACUGGAUUGGUCUCUGGCCUCGCACCGGGUCGUACAAGCGCUUCACGAACCUGGAUGACGUCACGAGUAUGAUGACCCUGGACGAGAGCGUGAGACCGCCCGAGGAACCCGACCUCCCGCCGCAGCCGCUCAGACCAGCGCCCGCGCCUCCGCCAAGCAGGAUGCCUGGGGGGUGGACGGACAGCGGAGAGGGGUCGCCGUCCCCCGCCAGCAGCAGCAUAGGCCUAGGGGCGGGAGUGGAGACGCCCCCCGAGCCCUCUCGCCCCGCCCCCGUCCUGGAUCGAAGGGACUCGAACCGGUCGCUCAGUGGGCGUAUCCAGAGGAGGGAUUCGAGUAAGGAACUCCUGGUGUCGUCACAGCAGAGCAGCCCGAAGAGGUCCUCGACGAACCCCUUCAGAGCGUCCUGGGUUCCCCCCGACGAGGCCUCCGAGGGAGCUUACGUCGAGGAAGCCUCCUAUGAAACCAUUUCUCGAAGGGCGCCGUCUGGAACGGGCAGGGGCGCGCCCCCGUCUGGUGCCGAGAGGGUGAAUGAGGGGAUGCAGCGAGCUUUUGCAGAGAAGCCCGAGGCAAGUGUGACUGUCACGUCAACGGCCAGCGUCACUCAGAGUGGCCAGACUGUCGCUGACUGGUUCGGUGGAGGUGCCGGGAACAGGGUUGGCGGCAUUAAUGUCACUGCUAGUGGUGGCAGUGGGUGGUUCACUAGCACUACUAGUGAAGGUGUUGGCUCUGGUGGUGUCUCCAGCGUUGUUGCUACUGACAGUGGAAAUAGGUGGCUUAAUGAUCUCACUGGCAGCAGUUCUGGAAUUAGUAGCAGCGGCGGAGUUGGCGGUGUCAGUGUCGCCGUAUCCAACAGUGUUGGGUAUAUGGGUGACAACAGAGAGAGCAGCGGUGUUGUAUCCCAGGCAGGGGUCGGUCAGACCUCUACAGUAUACGAUAACAGCGUCAACUACAAACCAAUACAACCUGACUCUUUCGUAAAUACAUUUAAUGAAACCAAAGACCAACCAACCUUCGGAAACAAGAACUAUUUCUCAGCUACAGAUUACACAAGACCCGACAAUGAGGCAGCGACUGGUGUCAGCGCCAGCACCGCGCCCUACAUCAAUCAGAUAUCUACCGCCACGAGUACAGAGAUGCGAGGUUCUGGCGGUGAGGUUCCUGGUUUGAUCCUUCCCUCGAGGAACCCCGUUCUCCCAUUGGACUACGGAGGCGUCGCCGACGUUCCCGCGACGCCUCCGAACACCGCCACCUUCGACCCCUCCUCCUCGCCCUCGCCCUACAUCUCAUCGCGCCUGGCGGAGGUCGAGGCGAGGAUAGGGCUCCUAGGGGCGCGGCAGGAGGAGGAGCGGUCAGCGUCCUUGGGAUGGGCGCAAGGCGAAGACCGGCGGCGGACGGAGGGAGGAAAGAAUCCGUUUUUGGUGUCGGCGAGUGGCAGGGCGGACAGAAAAGGCCUUGGUGGCGUCGAGGAGGAAGUGUCGCUCCUCCACGACGCAGUAGACACGCCUAGAACACAGCCUUUAGUGUGGCCUCACAGUGAGCGCGGGAGUGAGACCAGUGAAAGUAUUCCCGACGACAACAGUAUCGGGCAGGACUCCUUGGGCCAAAUGAGAACGCCGCCCCCCUCCGCCGCCUUCCCCGUGACGCCCCCAAACUCUGCGGCCAGGCUCUCCGGCGAGACGCCCCCGAGCUCGGCGGGCCUGUACGUCCCUUACGGCUCGCGGCCGCCCUCCUCCAGCACGCCCCCCAGCUCGGCGACGGGGCUGCGGAACCUGUACUCGAGCCGCAGGGCCUCCGCCGAGGUGUCGCCGCUGUCGCCCGUCGUGUUCACUCUCAGCACGAGCCGAAGACUGUCCCUGGACACGCCUCCGAGCUCCGCCGACCUGGUGACGGCCACGCCCCCCAAUUCUGCUUCCUCGCAGGCCGUGUUCGGAGAGACGCCCCCGAGCUCGGCGGGCUACUCCAGCACGCCCCCGAACUCAGCGGGUCUGGCGGGGGCCUUCGAAGCGGGCGUGGCCGCGGGGACGCUCAAACGGGCCAUGUCCUGCGACUCCGUCAGCUCCGACACGUCCGUGACGCUCAAUGAGCUGGAGGACACGUGCGGUCAGGUCACGGGCCACCUGGCCAUCCAGCUCAUCUACGACAGCGGGCGCGAGGACAUAGACUUGUCAACUGAACUGUGA